AUGCGGGUGCGGGACCGAGGGCUCCCGGUGUCUGUGUCUCGGCGAUGCCAUGCGGUGAUGUGCCAGUGGGUGUCCAGUUUCGGGCUGGCUCCGUGGGUGCCGUUUGCCGAACGGGACUCCUUCGUGCAGCUGCCUUGCCCCCCGGGCCCCGGCCCCGGCUCCUUGGGCCUCACCGCCGAGCACGUCCGGCAGGAGAUAGAGCGCUGCAAGGAGCUUUGCAGCGCACUGGAGCAAGACCACGUGAACCUACAAACGGCCACGGGAGCCGUCGAGCAAAGGACACGAGGGCUGAGGAAAGAGAGGGAACAUCUGCAUGAAAACUUUAAGCAGCAAAAGUAUUUCAAGAGAGAAGAAGAGAUCUGCCUCCAGGACAGCGUUUUGCUAGCAAGGGAGAUGAAGAACACACUGAUGCAGAGGUAUCAGAUGCUGAGCAAGAUACUGGAAGAAAAAAGGAAGAAGUUCUGGAAGGAUCUGGAGAUGGGCUGGGGAGAAGGGCUGAGCACAGGUCAUGUCCUGGGAGCAGAUGGAGCUGUGUCUGGGGAGCGGGGAGGGCAGAGCGAGCUGUGGCUCUCCCGUCCCUCCCGAGGCUGCUGGGCUUUCCUCCCCACCCUGGCAGUGGCAGAGCUGCUGCUUGAGAGAGGACGCAUCCAGGUGCCCUUGGGGAAGCAAACAUACGAGCUCAAAAUAUCCCCGUGCCUGAGUGGGGAGGCCUCAGACCUGCAGCUCCAGCCCUCCCGCUGUCCCCGGACCGUCCUGCUCUCGGGGAUCCCGGACGUGCUGAGCGAGGAGCCCAUGAGGGACAUCCGGGAGAUGCAGAAGCCCAGCAGCGGCGGGGGGGAGAUGGACUCGGUCGGUUACGUCCCGGCGGGCAGCCACGGGGUGGCCGCGUUCACGGAGGACGCGGAGCAGCGAUGA
Molecule: messenger RNA, 915 nt
Organism: Pezoporus flaviventris
Lineage: Eukaryota; Metazoa; Chordata; Aves; Psittaciformes; Psittacidae
Gene: IFI35
Product: interferon induced protein 35
Exons: 6
Coding region: 1-915 (304 amino acids)
Cellular component (GO): nucleus
Source: RefSeq, a predicted model, not a curated record